This is a messenger RNA of Plasmopara halstedii, 1629 nucleotides long. Its product is annotated as fructose--bisphosphate 2-phosphatase. Gene Ontology annotation, biological process: fructose 2,6-bisphosphate metabolic process; fructose metabolic process. The coding region runs from base 1 to 1629 and encodes 542 amino acids. Gene Ontology annotation, molecular function: 6-phosphofructo-2-kinase activity; fructose-2,6-bisphosphate 2-phosphatase activity; ATP binding. Gene Ontology annotation, cellular component: cytosol. The transcript is spliced from 2 exons. The record is from RefSeq and is a predicted model, not a curated record. Lineage: Eukaryota; Oomycota; Peronosporomycetes; Peronosporales; Peronosporaceae.
AUGGCGUCCGUGGAAAGCCUAUGGUCGCCUUCCUCGGCUUCUUUCCUGGCUACUACACCACCUUUAAGUUCUUCAACCAGUUCAUCGUCUGCGCCGUCAUCUCCUGUUUCGAAUUUACCACCUCUGAGUCCUCCACUCUCAGUCAAAGCAAUGCAAUCGAGUGAAAAUGGCGUGAAUCUACCGUUUUCUGGUGGUCCGGACUUUAUGGACUACAAAACUGUAAAUUUUACAGUACCACCGCGGCCAUUAGACCGACGUGGAAGUCGAGAGACAAAUCGUCCUCUUUUUAGUGAACGACAGCGUUUUACUCCAACAGCAGAUAAACUUGUGCUUGUAAUGGUUGGACUUCCUGCUCGUGGUAAAUCAUUUAUUGCCAAGAAAUUAUGGAAAUAUUUUUGCUGGAAAGGGCUUAAGUGUCAAGUCUUUAACGUUGGUCAGCUUCGACGAGCAACGAGCUUUGGAAAGAAGCAAGAUCAUUCGUUUUUUGAUCCAAAUAAUAUUAAAGCGAAGGAAGAGCGAGAGAAUCUUGCACUUGAGGUAUUGAAACAAGUUCAGCGAUGGUUUUGUGGGGAAAAUGGAGCAAAAGGAGGUGAUGUGGCAGUUUUUGACGCAACAAAUACGACAAAAACACGACGAAAAGUACUUACCGAGACAUUUCGUGCAUUUGCUGAAGAACACAAGACGAGUGUUCACGUGGUGUUUAUUGAAAGUAUUUGUACGAGUGAAGCGGUGAUUCAUGCUAAUGUCAAACAAAAGAUUGAAUGCAGUCCAGACUAUCAAAGUAUGCCGGAAGAAGAAGCGUUUGCGGACUUAAAACAGCGUUUAAAAAAUUAUGAAGCAGCGUACGAAGCGCUUGAAGACGCAGAAGGCUGCAGUUAUAUUAAACUUUUUGAUAUGCAGUCAAAAGUGCAUGCCAAAGGCAUUUAUGGCCAUGUUGCCAAGUCAAUUUUGCCCUACAUGAUGAGUUUUCACAUUGCUCAUCGUCCUAUUUGGCUCGUACGUGCGGGACAUUGUAACGAAGUGCGACGAGACUUUCGAGCUAUUAUCAAAGAUCCUUGUAUUGCACCUCGUUCAGCACAUUUGAGUCCACUUGGUGUAGAUUUUGCGUACCGUCUUGGCGAGUUUGUCAAGCAGCGGACUAUUGUGUGGAUGGAAAAUGAAAGCAUGACACAUGAGGAUGACCCGACCGAUUGUCUUGUCAUGACGUCGACACUGCCGCGAGCUGUCCAAACGGCUGAUUUCUUACCUUAUGGGAAACGAAUGCAAAUGGCGACGCUUAAUCCUUUGGACAAAGGCGAAUGCUAUGGAAUGACGAUGGAUCAGAUGAAGGAUCAGAUGCCAGAAGCUUUUGCAGCGUACGAAAAAGAUCCUUGGCGUACGCGUUUUCCCGGUGGCGAGUCAUAUCAGGAUCUCAUGAUGCGUCUUGAACCUGUACUCAUUGACAUUGAGCAACACACAGGGCCUGUACUCGUUGUCUCGCACAUUUCGACAUUGCAAGUACUAUAUUCUUACUUUUUGGGCGCACCUAUCGAAAGCUGUCCGAAUCUUGAGAUCCCGUUCCAUUCGGUGCUUGAGCUUGUGCCUAAUCAAGACGAUUGGACCAAGACUGUAUUUAAUAUGCGCGCAUAA